GCUGAUGGCGAGGAAGAUGAGGGACACGGACAGCGAGGAGGAGAUCCGGGAGGCGUUCCGCGUCUUCGACAAGGACGGCAACGGCUACAUCAGCGCGGCCGAGCUGCGGCACGUCAUGACCAACCUGGGCGAGAAGCUGACGGACGAGGAGGUGGACGAGAUGAUCAAGGAGGCCGACUGCAACAACGACGGGCAGGUCAACUACGAGGAGUUCGUGAGGAUGAUGACGGAGAAGUGACGGCCCCGCCGGCCACCCCCGGCUCCGUCCCGCAGGUAAUGGGAUCCAUUAUCCUCCCUGGGAUCCAUUGCCCAUGGAAAAUCCCCAAAUUUUGGCUCUCCCUUCUCAUGUUGGGGGUUGGAAAAAAUCGA
Zonotrichia leucophrys gambelii is the source of this 369-nucleotide messenger RNA. RefSeq names its product calmodulin, striated muscle-like. The transcript has a single exon. Lineage: Eukaryota; Metazoa; Chordata; Aves; Passeriformes; Passerellidae. The coding region runs from base 5 to 238 and encodes 77 amino acids. Gene Ontology annotation, molecular function: calcium ion binding; enzyme regulator activity. The record is from RefSeq and is a predicted model, not a curated record.